Messenger RNA from Lathyrus oleraceus (garden pea), 1371 nucleotides. RefSeq lists its product as uncharacterized. NCBI's taxonomy places the organism in Eukaryota, Viridiplantae, Streptophyta, Magnoliopsida, Fabales, Fabaceae. The record is from RefSeq and is a predicted model, not a curated record. The transcript is spliced from 2 exons. The coding region runs from base 1 to 1371 and encodes 456 amino acids.
AUGUCUGAUUCUCUCAGCACCGAGUCCUACCACCAUACCCAGGAGGAUCCGGUUGUUGACGCAACAACUUCAUCCCAUGCAAGAAGACCUAAGGAAACGGUCACCGGGUUUUCAUCAGAAAUCGCUCUUGAUGAACACACAAGGGAAGGGUCAAGGUAUGUUCAUAACUCCAUUGCAACGAUCGUCACUCAGAUACUAUCUGGUAAUCGAAAUGUUCCUGGAGUUUCUGUUCCCUUGAACACGAUCAUUCCUGAUAUUGCUGCAUGUCAAGAUAAAGCUGUAGUGUUGAGGAAAAAUGUCACUGACAAUGUUGAGCAACCAGAUGCUCAUGAGGGGUCAAAGAUUGACAAACCCUCAGGCAAAGUGAGAGGUGAGAAGGCCAAUGUUACUCAAGGUGUUGAGGACAACCCUAGAGCUGAAACGAUUAACGUGGAAGAACUCUCGGACAAUGAACUUCUGGCUUCAGUUGUCCCUAGCAUAGCCAAGAGGGUCAGGACUAGGAGAGGGAAAAAGCCAGUGAUGCAAAGGUCUCCAGCCAAGGAAGUUGAUGAGACAACUCCUCAUAGACAACCAGGGACAGAGAGUGCUCGCAAAAGGAAAGGCUAUGGACCUGCCAAAUCUUGGAGCAAAGAGGUGCCCAAGAAGUUGAAGACCAAGGCAGUGGUGGUAGAGUCAGAAUCUGAUGUCCCAUGUGAUGUCACAACUUCCAUGUCCAGGAAGAAGCCCUCUUCAAGCAAGUUGGCUGCUAGUGUCCCAGAUGUCCCGAUUGACAAUGUGUCCUUCCACUUUCCCUCCAGUGUUAACAGAUGGAAGUAUGUCUACCACAAGAGGCUGGCCCUGGAGAGAGAACUGGCACAGAAUACACUGGACUGUAAGGAGAUUGUGGAUCUCAUCAAAGAGGCAGGAUUGAUGAGAACUGUGUCUCAACUCCCUAAGUGCUAUGAGACCUUAGUGAAGGAGUUCAUUGUAAAUCUGUCAGAGGAGUGUGCUGAUGGUAAAUCCACAGAGUUUAGAAAGGUCUAUGUGCGUGGGAAGUGUGUGACCUUUUCCCCUUCUGUGAUAAAUCAGUAUCUGGGAAGAGCGGAUGAAGAGCAACCAGAGCUUGAAGUGACUGACAAUACACAUGUCCCUGACAUUGUCUUGACAUCGGGAGAAACAUCCAAAGCUGGCAACCAACCAGACAAGGCUGAUGUUAUUGCAGUUCUCAAAGAGACCUGCAAAGAGCUGGAGGCUAGAAAGCAUGCACUGGAAAAGCUCAUCUUGCAACUAGAGACUGCUGCUGAAGACACAGAUGGACCUGACAGGCAAAGUUCUGAGGAGGAGGAGGAGGCCAGCUGUGAAGAGGAGGCUGAUGAUGAGGCUGAGGAUUAA